AUGCCGAGAGAAAUUUUGGGCUCAUCUACUAUUAUAAUCAUUAUUUUCGUCCACUUUCCAAAUAUUCUUAAUAAGGAAGAUGUGUCCGGCGAUACCUCUGAGGAGUUAUUGGUAGAAAAAUUGAGGCGCUACGGGAAACGGCUCGAAUUAUGUGAUUAUAUGCUAAGGGGUUUCAGUUUCAAGUGGCGUUAUCGAGAAAUGGUGAGUCCGGCAAUUCUCAAAGCCGUUCUAACUAUAGGGGAGGUGAUUCCUAAUGAUCCACACUUGAACGCUCGUCUCCACGAAGCUGUAACUUACAUAAUGGAAAAUUUGGAUGUGGAUGAUUUAACAUUUGAAAUUUGCCAACAAGUAAUGCAAUAUACGCUGAGUUAUAUACUUCGAAUUGAAAGUGGUUAUCAGCUUCUACGUUUGCUGAUUAAUAGAUUUGGAAUAAUCCCAGAUGGAACGUACUUAAAUAUUCAAACGAAUUUUUUGUAUAUGUCAUUCUUGAUAAGUUACAUCACUGAAAUGAGUGGGCAUGAUGUGGGGGUUGACAUGUUUCAACUCAGGGCAAUGCUCUCAGCUCCAACUGAACGAAUUCGAGAAAAUCCCGAUGUAAUUUGGUCUCUGUAUAAGAGUCUUAAGGGAAGCGAAGAUGCUCGCACAAUAUUCCGGGAAAUGGAUGCUCUGACAAUAUUAGGAAGUGUUGAGCGAGGAUUAGUUAGCGAAACCCAAGCUGUUACUGGUUUCCUGAAGGGACACCUCACUUUUAUUCCGAGACAACGUCCCUAUCAUGCUCGAAUUCCCGUCAAAAGUGGUGACUGCGAUAAACUGGGUGUAAAUGAGGUAAGAAUGUUUUUUUUAUACUAG
Molecule: messenger RNA, 849 nt
Organism: Rodentolepis nana
Lineage: Eukaryota; Metazoa; Platyhelminthes; Cestoda; Cyclophyllidea; Hymenolepididae
Source: the annotation of a GenBank genome assembly